AAGCACGAAUCUUUUAGUCAAUUUUAGCUAGUUGAGUUUAAGAUUUUUUAUUUUAUUUUGUACAAACAGAUACCGUUUGCUGCAUGUGGUGCUAAAAUUUUGUUCUUGCUUUGUCUGCAUUCUACAAUUUUUGCGGCUUUUCUGUCUUUUAUAUCCUCUCAUGUUUCUUUCUUAUAUCCAUUCUUGUUCUGCAAUUAUUAACAAGAAAUUCAUAACCAAAUGAUGAAGGAUAUACAAGCUGUGUUCUAUGAUACUUUGUCAUGGAUGUGGCUUCUGAUCCACACAAACGACUUGGCCUAUGCAGUUGCAGUCACAGCCACUGUCCUGCUUGUGUUUUCAUUAUUUUCUCGGAUUUUUUUCAAGUCGAAAAAAAUUAGCCCCCAAUUGCCACCAGGUCCUAGAAGCUUUCCUUUAGUUGGGAACCUCUUGUCUCUUGAUCCUGACCUGCACACAUAUUUUGCCAGCCUUGGCAAGACUUAUGGUCCGAUUGUGACGCUCUGGUUAGGCCAUAAGGUUGGUAUUGUGAUCAACUCGCCUGUAAUAGCACGUGAGGUGCUUAAGGACCAUGACACCACUUUUGCUAAUCGCGAUGUUCCAGCUGCAGGCAUUGAGGCCACUUAUGGUGGCAAGGAUAUUGUGUGGACACCGUACGGGCCUAAGUGGCGAAUGUUGAGGAGGGUGUGUGUGAGUGAGAUGCUCAGCAAGACUACACUGGACUCUGUUUACGAUCUUAGAAGGAAGGAGAUUCGACAGACUAUUGGCUACCUCUACAGCCGGAAAGGGUUGCCAGUUGAUGUCGGUGAGCAGAUGUUUCUGACUAUUAUAAAUGUGAUUACUAAUAUGAUGUGGGGUGGUACAGUCAAGGGGGAAGACAGGGCUGGCCUUGGAACAGAGUUUCGGCUUGUGGUGAACGAGAUGACUCAGCUGUUGGCUACCCCUAAUGUGUCCGAUUUUUACCCUGGUCUGGCCCGAUUUGACCUUCAGGGAGUCCGGAAAAAGAUGAAGGUAUUGGCAAAGAAAUUUGAUGAUAUCUUUGAAACUAUGAUCAAAAAAAGGCAAGAGAUGGAUGGACAAGAAGGUAGUAAGGAUUUUCUGCAGUUUUUGUUGAAGUUAAAAGAUACUCAAGAUGCCAAAGAGCCUUUAAGCAUGAACCAUCUUAAAUCCUUGCUCAUGGAUAUGGUGGUUGGUGGGACUGAAACAACUUCGAACUCAGUGGAGUUUGCCUUGGCUGAGAUGAUGAACAAACCGCAAAUAAUACAAAAACUGCACGAGGAGUUAGACAGUGUAGUGGGAAAAGAUAACAUUGUCGAAGAGUCUCAUCUUCCCAAGCUAACUUACUUGUAUGCUGUUAUGAAAGAGGUUCUGAGAUUACAUCCUGCUUUACCACUCAUGGUACCUCACUGUCCAAGUGAGACAUGUGUUGUUGGAGGGUACAGGAUCCCCAAAGGGUCUCGUGUUUUUGUAAAUGUGUGGUCAAUACACAGGGAUCCUAGUAUUUGGGAAAACCCCCUGGAAUUUAUCCCAGAGAGGUUUUUGGAUGGUCCAUGGGAUUAUAGUGGCAAGGAUUUUAAGUACUUCCCAUUCGGGUCGGGUAGAAGAAUUUGUGCAGGGAUUGCUAUGGCUGAAAAAAUGUUCUUGUUCUCACUUGCAUCGCUGCUUCAUUCCUUCGACUGGAAGCUCCCUGAGGGACAGAAAUUAGAUUUGUCAGAAAAGUUUGGAAUUGUGCUGAAGAAGACAGUACCUCUGGUUCUCAUUCCAACUCCGAGAUUAUCCAAUCCUCAACUCUACCAGUAACUAAGGCAUGAUAUCUUCUGAGCAUCAAAUCAUAAAAUUCGCUGUAAUAUUCUGAAAUAUACAGAAGAAAAUAUAAGACUGUUAUUUGCUUUAAGGUCCUUCCGCAUCUUGCUAGGGGCCCUUGGCCGCCACCUAUCUCAUUUCAUUCGAGCAAAUGUUACCUAAGUAAUGAUUGAUUGUAUGUAUGUUCUGUAAAAUGUCUGCGUUUUUCUA
Messenger RNA from Daucus carota subsp. sativus, 2007 nucleotides. RefSeq names its product flavonoid 3'-monooxygenase CYP75B137. The coding region runs from base 220 to 1794 and encodes 524 amino acids. Gene Ontology annotation, molecular function: iron ion binding; monooxygenase activity; oxidoreductase activity, acting on paired donors, with incorporation or reduction of molecular oxygen. The record is from RefSeq and is a predicted model, not a curated record. The transcript has 2 exons. NCBI's taxonomy places the organism in Eukaryota, Viridiplantae, Streptophyta, Magnoliopsida, Apiales, Apiaceae.